GGGGCGGGGGAUGACUUCAUGCGGCCGGAGCUCCGCGGCGGGAGCAGCUGCAGCCGGCAGGUGGGGCGGGGGCCGGCGCGAGCUGACCACGCACGCGGCCGGCGCGGCGGGACUGCGGCCCGGGGCAGCGGGCGCCGGGACGCGCGCGGAGUCGGUGCGGGGAAGUUUCCUGAUUUUCUGGGAAGGCCUGGUUUACCCCAAAGAAGCGAUUUCUGGUAGAAAUCUGAGAGUCAUCUCUAAUAAAAAAGAAAUCCAGUAUAGCCAAUGAAUUAAGGACAAGAAGGUUUCCAAUCAGUCCCUGCUAUGUGGAUAUUUGUUAGCAAUGACUGAUGUGGAAACUACAUAUGCAGAUUUUAUUGCUUCAGGAAGAACAGGUAGAAGAAAUGCAAUACAUGAUAUCCUGGUUUCCUCUGCAAGUGGCAACAGCAAUGAAUUAGCCUUGAAAUUAGCAGGUCUUGAUAUCAACAAGACAGAAGGUGAAGAAGAUGCACAGCGGAGUUCGACAGAACAAAGUGGGGAAGCCCAGGGAGAAGCAGCAAAAUCUGAAAGCUAACAUCCCACCUUGACCUUCAACAACACCUGACGAUGUCUCAAAUCUCCAGGCGUGGCUGGAAUGCAUUUGUGUCCAUGAGUGAAAAGGGGAAAAGGAAAAUGGCUGUGCUGCGUUGCAGGAACCUGCUCGUUAUGUUAAAAAUGGGGGCAGAGGCUGUGGCUACAGACAGACUUUUCUCUACCUCUGUCAUUAGCAAUGGUUGAAAUCAUGUGGCCUGUGCUUGGAUGUCAUUUUUGUUUGGAUCCUUUCAUAUGACCAUAUGAUGAAAUGCUUGUAGAGAGUAGCACUGACCUAGAUGAUGAUUCUUCCUGUAGCAUCUGGCCCUCACAAUGUCAGAGGAUUUAAUUGUGUCUAAUUGCGGAGGGUUGGUUGAACCCCAGAGUUUAAAUAUCUCUGGUUCAAGUAUUCACCCAGUAAAAGAACCAUCCAGAAAGCACUGUUUUUAGCAUUGUGUAUCUGUGUGUUACUGCUGUGUUCUUUACACUGUUUUGUAUUGUACUAUAUAGAUGCUCAGCACUGCCCCCCCUUCUCGGAUUGCUUAUGAAAAACAAAAAUGAUGUACAUUACUGUGAAUUUUUAUACCACUCAUUUCUAAAAGGGCUGUCUUGUUUUUAAUUUUCCAUAGUGUGGUGGUGUACACAAGAUAGAACACACUUUUUAAAUGUAAUCUUUCCCCUUGAUCACUAUAUGUUGAUGAAGGAAGUCUAACAAAUUCAUCAAGACUUCUUUGCUUUAUUACACAGACAUUCGAAAAUAUCCAUUAAUGUGAAUAUUACCUGAAUUCGGUCUGUUUUGUGUCUGCACAGACAAGAAUUCAAUCUGUCAAUUUUGUUUUAUUCCCAAGUGAACAACUUCUUCCAAUUAAUAUUUUUGGUUUUAAUUAUGAAAAUUUUAGAGAAUUAGGAAGGUAAAAAAAGAAAAAAGCCAAGAUGAUACGAAGAACUGGAAAUAUUUUGUACUAUGGAAUCAAAUUUGUCACAAUGCUGUAUGCUACUAUUUAAAUUUGGAGAACAGCAUACCUUCCCAGAAGGUAUUUUUCAGGCUGAAAAGAUGGAGAUAGUGAUCUUCUUGCAAUCAUGUGGACACUAAUCACAAAAGUAAAGCCCUCAUGUUGUGUUUUUCAUGUCUUUUUUCAGCCCUAUCAGAUCCAAAUGUUAUUAUGCACUUUUUAAUGUUUGUAAACUUUUACUAAUAAUUGGUGUGAAUUGCAUUCUGAUGCAAUAAUUAUCAUCAUUAGAAGCUAACAAAAUUCUCAUUAAUAUGGUGUUUGAUGGCCUCUGCUGUGUUUUGACAUCAUGGUUCUUAUGUGGAAAGUUUUUGUGAGUUGUGUAAUCCCUCUGGUAAGUAUUAUGAAAUCAUUUAUCAGUGGUAAUAAAUAAGGAACCAGUAAUAUGCCAGUGGUUCAUGAAUUACUGGACAAAUAGCAGGCAACAGGAAGUCUCUUUGCAAUAAAGAGCCCACUUAGCUGUCAGGGUAGACCAGCAUUUCAACAGGUAAUCUCUAUGGUAAUACCAGGAACACAGCCCUUCUUUGUAGUAAUAAUUCUAUAUUGGAUAAAAGGUAAGUCUGCUCACAUCUCCCUUUACAAAACUUUUCAACUGACCAGCCGGGAUAAGGGCAUGGAUCUCAUUUAACCCUCAAUCGGAUAUUAACUAGAAGAAAUUGUUAGCAAUGUGAGUCUUUCCAAGAACAGAGAGAGGAAAUAUUAAAUUUUGGAGUACUUCCUUCUAUCUAAGCCAUCAGGGGCCAAAAUCUCCAGUUAAAAUUCAAACAAAUCACCCAUUAGUAGACUCACAAGUGUAAAAAGAGAUUCCUGGGGCUGUUUUAGACAUCUCUAGUAGUCGUUUUUAAACAUCCAACUCCUGUGAUUAGUUUUCAAUAUCCUCAUUUACUAUCUUUGUAGCUUUCUUGUGAACCUGAAGUUCUCUUCUUUCUUAAAGUUGUGGAAUUCUGAACAGAUUUCAUGUAAUUUUGUAAAGUUUAGAACCAGUGCUGAGUAUAUGUGGAGGGUUUAUAUUCCUAUGUGAUACACUAUAAUUAAUGCAUGUGGUGCCAUGCUUGUUUUGAAUAUAUAAAUAGUGCUAAAUUGCAAAGUCAUAUGGAGCUUUUGGUUUAGUUUGGCCUCUUAUUGCUACCUUGUCUGCUAUAUUCAAACCCAGAGAUAUUCCCAAGCCAGGAAUCACUUGUGGAAUAUAAGAUAUGGACUUCCCAAAAUGUCCACAUCUUAUAAAUUUUGCUUGUCAAGAAGUCACAAUAUCUUCCAAAUUUUAUGGUAACAGCUUUUAUUUUUAAAUCAAUAAUAUGCAUGGAUAUGGAUUUUUAAGGGGAGAAGGAAAGGGUAGGAAAUCAAGGUCUUGGUUUGAGAGUAGACACUGGAUACCUAUUAACCAACUACCCCAAUGCUAAUCACUUCACAGCACAUAUUCUACCAUUUAAUCCUCAAACAAUUCAGUUAGAGUGGUAUCUUUGUACCACUUCACAGAUUACAAAAUUAGCACCCAACAAGGUAUAACUUUUCCAAGCUUAAAAGAUAAUAAGUGAUGAAUUUAGGAUUUGAACUUAUGUUUAUCUGUCUCUAAGGAGCUUUCUACUGUGCAUAUCAUAAAAUUAAAGCCAAUUGCAGAGCUGUA
This is a messenger RNA of Lemur catta (Ring-tailed lemur), 3183 nucleotides long. It is a transcript of the gene PKIA, whose product is annotated as cAMP-dependent protein kinase inhibitor alpha. The coding region runs from base 323 to 553 and encodes 76 amino acids. NCBI's taxonomy places the organism in Eukaryota, Metazoa, Chordata, Mammalia, Primates, Lemuridae. The transcript is spliced from 4 exons. The record is from RefSeq and is a predicted model, not a curated record. Gene Ontology annotation, molecular function: cAMP-dependent protein kinase inhibitor activity. Gene Ontology annotation, biological process: negative regulation of cAMP-dependent protein kinase activity. Gene Ontology annotation, cellular component: cytoplasm; nucleus.